Trichoderma atroviride IMI 206040 is the source of this 1326-nucleotide messenger RNA. RefSeq lists its product as uncharacterized. Gene Ontology annotation, molecular function: DNA-directed DNA polymerase activity. Gene Ontology annotation, cellular component: delta DNA polymerase complex; nucleus. The record is from RefSeq and is a predicted model, not a curated record. Gene Ontology annotation, biological process: DNA strand elongation involved in DNA replication; DNA replication; nucleotide-excision repair, DNA gap filling. Lineage: Eukaryota; Fungi; Ascomycota; Sordariomycetes; Hypocreales; Hypocreaceae.
AUGGACGACACCAAAAAAUACCUCUCCGAUCGGCUCCUGAGUGAGGAGGUGCCGGUGACAUAUCGUCUGCUAAGCAGAGCGCUCAACCUUCGGGUGAAUGUUGCUAAACAAAAACUACAUGAAUUUUAUGAGAGCCAGAAUGCUUCCAAAGCAAAUUCUAUUCAUGCUACCUACCUGAUUUAUGGAUCCAAAACGGAAGACCGAGAGCCAGAGACUGGCGAUGCUGACAUGGACGGCUCAGCACCUGAACCCGAACCUCUCUCUGACUAUGCACCCACCAGAACGGUCACCAUAGUAGCGGAAGAAGGCUUAAAAGAUGCGUUGGCCGAAUAUGAACAAGUCACAUCGAUGCAUGUUUACAGCCUGUCCCCCUUCCCUCAGAGAGACUUGGUGCAGCUAUCUGACGUCUCAAAGUCACUGUCUGAGUAUAGAAAGGUUGAAGAUGCUGCGAAAAUGCUGGAAACAUAUGGAUUAAUCGCGAAUCCCAAAGCCCGCAAGAAGGACCGCAAGGGCCGCACUCCAGUUUCAGUCCCGGUCUCUGUCCCAAGCGCACCUAAAGCUGCCAAGCAGGAGGCACAAUCGGCUACGCCCAAACCUAGUCAAGCGGAAAAGGUCAAACAAGAGACUAGAGAAGCCCCAUCUGCCGAUUCUACCCCAUCAUCGAGUGCUGGGAAGAAACCUCCUGCGUCGCUAAAAAGAGGUUCUUCUGGAGGCAUUAUGCAGUCCUUCGCUAGGGCGGCGGCGAAACCUCCCAAGCCAAAGCCUGAAACGAAGCCCAAGGAUGAAGAUACCAGCAUGGCAUUAUCCGACGAUGGUGAAGCUGACGAAGAGGAUCUGCCUGGCUCCAAGUCAAUAGACAUGGAAGCAUUGAAACGGACAAGAAAGGAGCGUGAAGAGCAGCUCCUACGUAUGAUGGAAGAUCCAGAAGAUGAAGCAGAGGGAAAAGAAGAGGCCAAGAAGGGAGAUGAGCAAUCAGAUGAGGAAAUGGAAGAGGCCUCUGAGCCGGAGCCUGAAGCAGAGCCUGAACCUGAACAGCCUAAAGAGGAUAAAGAGCCUGCAGAAGUGAUAUCGAAUUCCAGUAAUGGCCGCCGGAGAGGCAAGCGGCGAGUUAUGAAGAAGAAGCGCAUAUUGGAUGAUCAGGGAUAUAUGGUAACUAUCCAGGAGGCUGCAUGGGAGUCCUUCUCUGAAGAUGAAGCUCCUCCACCAGCCACCAAGCCGACGCCUACGGCAACACCCGCCUCAUCAACACAGAAAUCAAAGAAGGCAGCGCCCGCCGCGAAGAGUGGGAGUCAAGGCAACAUCAUGUCAUUCUUCUCAAAGAAGUGA